UAAAAAAUAAUAAAAUAAAAUAUUUCAAUGCUUUAAAAAAUUCUAACUACCAAAAAAUGACUAUUAAAAAUGCUUAGUCCAGGUCUCAAAAUGGAGGUAAAACAGCCUCCCGGCCGCCCCCAGCCCGACUCCGGCCGCCGUCGCCGCCGCCGGGGGGAGGAGGGUCAUGAUCCAAAGGAACCAGAGCAGUUGAGAAAACUGUUUAUUGGUGGCUUGAGCUUUGAAACUACGGAUGAUAGUUUAAGAGAACACUUUGAAAAAUGGGGCACUCUCACAGAUUGUGUGGUGAUGAGAGAUCCCCAAACAAAACGUUCCAGAGGCUUUGGCUUUGUGACUUAUUCUUGUGUAGAAGAGGUAGAUGCAGCAAUGUGUGCUCGGCCACAUAAGGUUGAUGGACGUGUAGUAGAACCAAAGAGAGCCGUUUCUAGAGAGGAUUCUGUAAAACCUGGUGCACAUCUAACCGUGAAGAAAAUUUUUGUUGGUGGUAUUAAAGAAGAUACAGAAGAAUAUAAUUUAAGAGACUACUUUGAAAAGUAUGGCAAGAUCGAAACUAUAGAAGUUAUGGAAGAUCGACAGAGUGGAAAGAAGAGAGGAUUUGCAUUUGUAACUUUUGAUGAUCAUGAUACAGUUGACAAAAUUGUUGUUCAGAAAUAUCAUACUAUUAAUGGGCAUAACUGUGAGGUGAAAAAAGCCCUUUCGAAGCAAGAGAUGCAGUCUGCUGGGUCACAAAGAGGUCGUGGAGGUGGCUCAGGCAAUUUUAUGGGACGAGGAGGAAACUUUGGCGGUGGUGGUGGAAACUUUGGCCGUGGUGGAAAUUUUGGUGGAAGAGGUGGUUAUGGUGGUGGUGGUGGUGGCAGCAGAGGCAGUUAUGGAGGUGGAGAUGGUGGAUAUAAUGGAUUUGGUGGAGAUGGUGGCAACUAUGGAGGUGGUCCUGGCUACAGUAGUAGAGGGGGUUAUGGUGGUGGUGGUGGACCUGGAUACGGAAACCAAGGUGGUGGAUAUGGUGGUGGUGGUGGAGGAUAUGAUGGUUACAAUGAAGGAGGAAAUUUUGGUGGUGGUAACUAUGGUGGCAGUGGGAACUAUAAUGAUUUUGGAAAUUAUAGUGGGCAGCAGCAAUCAAAUUAUGGACCCAUGAAAGGAGGCAGUUUUGGUGGAAGGAGCUCCGGCAGUCCUUAUGGUGGUGGUUAUGGAUCUGGUGGUGGAAGUGGUGGAUAUGGUAGCAGAAGGUUCUAAAAACUCAUCAGAAAAGGGCUACAGUUCUUAGCAGGAGAGAGAGCGAGGAGUUGUCAGGAAAGCUGCAGGUUACUUUGAGACAGUCGUCCCAAAUGCAUUAGAGGAACUGUAAAAAUCUGCCACAGAAGGAACGAUGAUCCAUAGUCAGAAAAGUUACUGCAGCUUAAACAGGAAACCCUUCUUGUUCAGGACUGUCAUAGCCACAGUUUGCAAAAAGUGCAGCUAUUGAUUAAUGCAAUGUAGUGUCAAUUAGAUGUACAUUCCUGAGGUCUUUUAUCUGUUGUAGCUUUGUCUUUUCUUUUUCUUUUCAUUACAUCAGGUAUAUUGCCCUGUAAAUUGUGGUAGUGGUACCAGGAAUAAAAAAUUAAGGAAUUUUUAACUUUUCAAUAUUUGUGUAGUUCAGUUUUUCUACAUUUUAGUACAGAAACUUUAAUGAAAUGCGGUUUUGAAGGUGUUUCCUUGUUAGUUAACGAGUAGAGAAGAUCAUUGUUAAUUACUAUUUUGUAUGAAUUUUGCUAAAGUUAACUGUAAAGAAACACCUGCUGACUUGCAGUCUAAGGGGAAUCUAUUCUCCCCAAACCAAACCAUAAUACCCAUUGAUAUGAAUGGGAGUUGACAAGUGGAGAGAAUAGAUCAUUUGUAUGUUUGCAAUGUGUGUUUUAGAUAACAACUAGGAUUGGGUAUUUAAAUUAGUAUAUUUGUGAAUUGAUAGCAUUAAGCUUUACCUUUCAAAUGAAAAUUUCAAAUUACCUUUUGGGUUGUGCAUAUAUAUUUUUUUUAAUUGUAAUUCUCUAUGAUUUAGUGUGUUAGCUCUGCCAAGUUCUAGCUGUGUUUAUUAAAAAGGAAAAAAAAAUCCAUUCUAGAGUUACCUUGGCCACCUUUGAAACUGCUGCCAUAACAUAAUGUUGGUUUAGGAGAUAUCUAUAUAGUCUCCUAAUUAAGUUCUGGAUGAUGGGAGGGGUGGGAGUAGGGGCAGUAGUUUUAUUUUUUCUUUCCCUUUUGAAAGAUUUUUCUUAAUGAAUUAAAAGAAAUAGCCCACUACAAAGUCUGCUGUAUCCAAAUAAAUAAUGGAUACUUGGGGUUUUUUUGUUUGGUUUUUAUUUUGUAUUAAUUGGUUUAGGGGGGAAGAGGCCCAAAGAUCUUCAAAUACUUGCCUUGGUUUAAUGUCUUUUUAAUUUAUACAAGCUGUCAGAGCAAGAGAAUAAAAAGCACGCAUUGUGAAACACUUAAA
Gracilinanus agilis (Agile Gracile Mouse Opossum) is the source of this 2464-nucleotide messenger RNA. It is a transcript of the gene HNRNPA3, whose product is annotated as heterogeneous nuclear ribonucleoprotein A3. The coding region runs from base 70 to 1233 and encodes 387 amino acids. The transcript is spliced from 10 exons. The record is from RefSeq and is a predicted model, not a curated record. Lineage: Eukaryota; Metazoa; Chordata; Mammalia; Didelphimorphia; Didelphidae. Gene Ontology annotation, molecular function: RNA binding.